AUGUCUGCGAAUCUCCUUAUCGACGAUGUCGCCGAGCUAGGAAGCGAAGAAGAUGACGAGGACUUCAAUGAAGAUGAAGAGAGUGGUGAGCCGCGCCGGAAGACAAAUGGCGUUGGCGCCGGGGACGAUUCGAGUGAAGAAGAAGACGACGAUGACGACGAGGAGGCCGCCGCGAAGGUUCGAGAAGGCUUCAUAGUUGACGAAGACGAGGAGGAGGAGGAUGAUGAGGCGGCGCGACGAGAGCGGAAGCGGAAGAGGAAGCGAAAAGAGAGGGUGGAGGAGGAAGGCCUCGACGAAGAAGACGUGGAGCUUAUGAUGGAGAACACAGGCGUCGAGCGCCCGGAACGCGACCAGCCAAAGUACAAGCGCCUCAAGCGCGGACGGGAGGAGCGGCAGGAACGAAGAGAACCACGCGGCGUGGAUGAAAUAUUCUCGGAUGACGAAGAUGCACUCGAAGACGAUCGCCGCCCCAGACAUGGGCUUGCGGACGAUUUAGACGAUUUCAUCGAAGAGGAUGUUUUCGACGAUGAGGAAGAAGCUAGACGUGUGGAGGACAGGGAGGUCGCGCGGCCGGCCCGGAAAGGAGCUGCCGCAAUCAUCGGCGCACAGAGUAUGGGGUUGGACGAGGCAGCCCUAGAAGACAUGCGCGCAGCUUUCGGAGACGGUGGGGAUUACGACUGGGCGUUGGGCCUGCAAGAGGCGAUGGAGGAUGAGCAGAUGGGCGUUGACCGUCCACUGGAGCUCAAGGAUGUGUUCGAGCCGUCUCAGCUUGUGGAUAAGAUGCUCACGGAUGCGGACAACGAGAUACGGAUGAAGGACGUCCCAGAACGAUUCCAGAUCGCGAGAAAACAGUUCAAGGAAGAGGAGCUGACGGAGGAAGACAUGGCGGGCCGAAUAAAAGAAGAGGCCCUCUGGAUAUCCAACCACAUGCUACCCAAGAAGCGCCUUGGACGGUCGUUCGUCGAGCCUUUUCAGAAAUCCGUCGGUAAAGUCCUGGAGUUUAUGAACAUCGAAGAUCUCGAGGUCCCAUUCAUCUUCCAGCACAGGAAAGACUACUUCAUACACGCAGCUCGAGACGAUGCUUCUCCAGAUCCAGACGAUAUUGAUGGAGGCGAGCGUAAGCCGGAGCGACUGUUCAACGAAACCGAUCUGUGGGACAUCUUCGACUACGACCUGAAGUUCAGAGCCAUGGUAGAGAAGCGCGACGCUCUUCAAAGAACAUACGAGAACUUGAAGUCCAUCGCAAACGUCACAGAUCCGGUAUUCGAAGAAAUGGUCCCAGUCGCUGUCAGCAUGGAAGAGCUUCAGGAUGUUCAAGAGUAUCUGCACUUCCAGUACUCUGCAGAGCUCAAGGACGUCAAUUCAAUGGACGCAGACGCAAAUGGCACACAAAAGCGCGCAGGAACCGGCAGGACCAUGUUCGAACAGCUCCGUGCAAGCCAGGUGUACAACCUGGUUCGUGCUUUUGGUAUCACUGCCGAUAGUCUGGCCCAGAACGUCCUUGGAUCCGGACACCGACAGUACACAGACGAUCCGUCUCAGCGGCCAGACGACAUGGCGGACUCUCUGGUCGAUCCGCCGGACUAUAGUACCGGUUCUCAAGUUCUGAGGGCUGCCAAGAUGAUGUACAUCGAAGAGCUUGCUAUGAGUCCACGAAUGCGGAAGCUCAUGCGACAAACGUUCUACCAGAACGGCUUGAUUGACUGCUUUCGGACCGAAAAAGGUUUGCGCAAGAUCACCGAGGACCACCCGUACUACGAGUUUAAGUAUCUACGUGGUCAGGACUUUCACGCCAUUUCUCGCCGACCAGAGAUGUUUCUGCGCAUGCUCAAGGCAGAGUCAGAAGGUUUGGUCAAUGUUAACAUAAGGCUGGACGGAUACCGGAACUUCAAAGAGAGGCUGUACAAGAACAUCGAGUCAGAUAAUUUCAGUGAAGCUGCCGACGCUUGGAACCAGACUCGGCGAGAGGUGCUGGACGCGGCACUCCUCAAACUAGAGAAGAUCAUCACGAAGGGUGUGAAAGAGACGCUGCGUUCCGAGUGCGAGAAGGAGCUUGCGAAGGCCUGCCGGCUGAAGUACACUGAAAAGCUAGAUCAGGCGCCAUACAAGCCCAAGGGCUUCGUACUGGGCACAACACCCCGAGCACUGACGCUCUCGAACGGCAAUGGCGUCUUCAACCGCGAUGCUAUCUGCUGGACCUAUGUAGGGGAUGACGGCAAAGUGCUUGAAAACGGCAAAUUCAUCGAUCUGCGCCUGGGUAACCCGGAAAAAUACCAAGCGGACGGCAAGGAUGUCAAUGCCUUUGUGGAGCUUGUGCGACGGCGAAAGCCCGAUGUUAUCGGUGUUUCCGGUUUCUCUGUUGAAACGAGAAGACUCUACAAAGAUAUCCAGGAACUCGUCGAUCGCCAUGACCUAGCCACUGAUUGGGAAGACGAUGACAAUAUUGAACACAGGGACAAAAUAGAGGUCGUCAUCGUCAACGAUGAGGUCGCAAGGCUCUACCACACGAGUGACCGGGCCGCUCAAGAACAUCCCUCCCUUGCGCCACUGACGAGGUAUUGCAUUGCUUUGGCUAGAUACUUACAGAACCCACUGCUGGAAUACGCGGCCCUCGGCAAGGACAUUGUUUCCAUCUCCUUCGACCCGAGUCAAGAUCUUCUGCCCCAAGACAAGUUGAUCAAAGCUCUCGACAGUGCCAUGAUCGACAUGGUCAAUCUUGUAGGCGUGGACGUUAACGAUGCUGUGGGGGAUGCCUACAUCGCCAAUCUCGUACCUUACGUCUGUGGUCUUGGUCCUCGAAAGGCUGCGCAGCUGCUCAAGGUCAUCAACUACAACGGCGGCGUCGUCACCACUAGAGCAGAACUAGUUGGUGAUGUAGAGAAAAAGCUGCUUGCUGCAGUCGGACCCAAAGUCUGGACCAACUGUGCAAGUUUUCUUUACAUUCUGUUCGACCCCCAUGAGCAGGAAUCAGAUUACCUCGACAAUACGCGUGUGCAUCCUGAAGACUAUGACUUGGGACGGAAGAUGGCGGCCGACGCUCUGGAACUGGAUGAGGAAGACGUCAAAGCGGAAAUCGACGAGGGUGGUCCUGCCGCCGUCGUCCGGAGGCUCGUCAAGGAUGACGCGCGGGACAACGUCAAUGAUCUCGUGCUCGAGGAGUACGCCGAGCAGCUGGAGCGGACUUUCAACCAGAAGAAACGGGCUACGCUGGAGCUCAUCCGCGCAGAGCUACAACAACCGUACGAGGAGCUGCGCCGCAACUUCUCAUUACUGACCUCCGAUGAGAUCUUCACGAUGCUCACGGGAGAGACCCGCGAGUCGCUUGUCGAGGGCAUGAUCGUGCCCGUACAGAUCCGGCGAACCUUCGGUGACCACAUCGACGUCAAGCUUGACUGCGGCAUCGAGGGCGGUGUAUCGGAAACCGAAUACCCCGAAGGUGUCGGCGGCGAGAACGGACUUGAGCCGCGCCAAGUGUUCUCUGUCCACCAGACCGUCCAGGCCAAGCUUCUGUACCUCAACCGUAAACAGCUUAGCGCUCAGCUCUCCUUCCGUGAAGAUGCGCUCCGCCGGCCGUAUCGGAAGGAAUUGGACCGUUUGCCGGGCGAGUGGGACGAAGCGCAGGAAGAGCAGGACAAGAAGGAUGCCGAGCGAGAGAAAGAAGACGUCUCCGGCCGCGCACAGCGCGUCAUCAAGCACCCCCUCUUCCGCCCCUUCAAUUCCGCGCAGGCAGAGGAGUAUCUCGGUUCGCAAGGCCGCGGCGACGUGGUAAUCCGACCGUCAUCCAAGGGUGUUGACCAUCUUGCGGUCACGUGGAAGAUCUCGGACAACAUCUACCAGCAUAUCGACGUCCUCGAGCUGGACAAGGACAACGAGUUCUCCGUCGGGAAAACGCUCAAGAUCGGCGGCAAGUACACGUACAGCGAUUUGGAUGAGUUGAUCGUCAAUCAUGUCAAGGCGAUGGCGAGGAAGGUGGACGAGAUGAUGGGAGACGAGAAGUAUCAGAACGGGAGCAAGGCGCAGACGGAACAAUGGCUCACGACCUACACGGAAGCGAAUCCCAAGCGCUCCAUGUAUGCCUUCUGCAUCAAUCCCAAGUACCCAGGCUACUUCUACCUGUGCUUCAAGAACGGUCAGAAUGCGCCCCUCAGCAAUUGGCCGGUCAAGCUCGUGCCGAAUGCGUUUGAGCUGCAGAAGUAUCAGUAUCCGGAUAUGAUGAGCUUGAAGAAUGGGUUCAAGACGCUCAUGAUCAACCAGAUGAGGGGCGGCGCACGGCGGUGA
Molecule: messenger RNA, 4278 nt
Organism: Coniosporium apollinis CBS 100218
Lineage: Eukaryota; Fungi; Ascomycota; Dothideomycetes
Exons: 4
Coding region: 1-4278 (1425 amino acids)
Biological process (GO): transcription elongation by RNA polymerase II; mRNA transcription by RNA polymerase II; positive regulation of transcription elongation by RNA polymerase II
Cellular component (GO): transcription elongation factor complex
Molecular function (GO): nucleosome binding; DNA binding; histone binding
Source: RefSeq, a predicted model, not a curated record